Selaginella moellendorffii is the source of this 1488-nucleotide messenger RNA. RefSeq names its product pentatricopeptide repeat-containing protein At1g11290, chloroplastic. Lineage: Eukaryota; Viridiplantae; Streptophyta; Lycopodiopsida; Selaginellales; Selaginellaceae. Bases 1 to 1488 code for a protein of 495 amino acids. Gene Ontology annotation, molecular function: protein binding; RNA binding. The transcript has a single exon. Gene Ontology annotation, biological process: RNA modification. The record is from RefSeq and is a predicted model, not a curated record.
AUGAGCGCGGCCGCCGCCAUCUUUGCCAAGCUCGUUGGAUCUUCCUCCUCCGGCGGUGGAGAUGUGGUUCUCUGGACGACCAUGAUCGGAAUUUACGCCCAGCGCGGCGAGACGAGCGCUUCUCUCCACCACUUUCGGACGAUGCAGCUCCACGGCGUGAGGCCCAACCGAGUAACUUUCAUCACCGUCUUGACUGCCUGUUCUUCCCCUGCGUGGUUACCAGUCGGGAUCUGGAUCCAUCGCCACCACCACCACCGCCGGCAAUCCUCUCGGCUCGAGACCAGCAUGGGAAACGCGCUGAUGAGCAUGUAUAUCAAGUGUGGCGAGCUGCGAGCCGGGAAGAGAGUCUUCGACGAGAUGGAGCGGCAGCGGGACGUGAUCUCCUGGAACACCAUCAUCGCCGGGUAUGCUGCCGAGGAGCAGCAGCAGCUUGUCAAAGCCUUUGAGAUCCUGUGGGAGAUGCUGCAAGACGGUGCCACCAAGCCGGACUGUAUCACCAUCGUGACGCUGCUCAACGCUUGCAACAAGCCGGCACUGCUCGAGCACGGGAAGUUCCUCCACUCACUCGUCCCCGACUGUGGCGUCGCUGUGGAUCCUGUGCUCUUCAACGCUCUCAUCCAUAUGUACGCCAAGUGUGGGAGCUUGGAAGCAGCGUCGCAGAUGUUCCAGCAGCAGCAGCGUCAGACCGAGGCCUCGGUGUGGGGAGCGAUGAUCAUCGCAUUGUCGCAGCAAGGACUCCACCGGCAAGCCAUCCAACUCUUCCAGCGGAUGCAGCAGGAGGGAGUGAAACCGGACAAAGUUGCCUUCACUGCUGCUCUCGAUUCGGCCGCCACUGCUCUCGACGACUCCUCCGCGGCUUCCACCGCCAGAGGCUUCCACGCACAGGCUCUUGAGAGCGGUCUCUUGCAAGGCAACGCUGUCGUAGCCACCGCGUUGAUAAAUCUUCUCGGCAACACCGGAGCUAUGGCCGAAGCAUACACCGUCUUCACCAACGUCGUCGAGCGGGACAUCGUUUGCUGGAACGCGAUGAUGUCCGUCUAUGCGCAGCACGGCCAUACCACCCGAGCUCUCGACCUCUUCCAAGAGUUGCAGCACCAAGGCAUGGGUCCCAACGACGUCACCUUCGUCAGCUUGCUCUCCCUGUGCAGCCAUGCCGGACUUUUGGACGCGGGAAUCCAGUGCUUCCUGUCGAUGACCAUCGAUCACAGCCUUCAGGUGCUCACCCCGGAGCUCACAGGCUGUGUCAUUGAUCUCUUUGCUCGAGUUGGAAGGCUGGCCGAUGCGCACGACUUCAUUGGGAGGAUGCCGCGGGAGCAAGCUCGAGUCAUCCAGUGGAUGUCGCUGAUGUGUGCUUCCAGAGUCCAAGGGGAUUUGGAGCUAAGUGGCUGCGCUGCCAAGGAAGUCUUGGAGCUUGAUCCUAGCAACCCAGCUGCGUAUGUCGCAUUGUCCAACCGGCAAUCCACCUAUGCUGUUCUAGCGACGACGUAA